UCUCUGUGUAGCCUUGGCUCUACGAGACUCGCUUUGUAGAUUAGGCUGGCCUUGAACUCAGAGACCCACCAGCUUCUGCUGGGAUUACAGGCCUGUGCUAAGGCGCCCGUCUACCCUCAGGCAUUUUACAUAGAUUUGGGGACCAACAGUUAGACUGCCCUUAUGGUGGAGCCACAACCACCUGCGUCUGAAUUGCAAGGGUCCUAGCUGGCUACGGAAGUGCAGUCCAGGAAACGGAAGUCUUUGUCAGAGACUGACCUACCAGGCGCAGUGUCUGCGGCCUCUUUAAGAAGGGGCGGGAAAACAGCGGCUGGAGGAAGUGAGGCCACUGGAGCGCCGGAAGCCGGAAGCUGGAAGCAGCCGCCUGAGUAGCGCGUGGGGGUGAUGUCGGCCAGCGGGGCUGUGCAGCCCGGGCCCCCGGGGGCUGCUGUUGGGCCGUCGCCCGCUGCGGCUGGGUCGCCGGCCACCGGGCCUUUGUUCCGGCCCCUCAGCGCCGAGGAUGAGGAGCAGCAGCCCACGGAGAUCGAGUCGCUGUGCAUGAAUUGUUACCGGAACGGCGUGACGCGGCUUCUGCUCACCAAGAUCCCCUUCUUUAGAGAAAUAAUCGUGAGCUCCUUUUCUUGCGAGCACUGUGGCUGGAACAACACGGAGAUCCAGUCAGCAGGCAGGAUCCAGGACCAGGGAGUACGCUACACCUUGACCGUUAAGGGCCAAGAGGACAUGAACAGAGAAGUGGUGAAGACAGACUCUGCCACCACAAAGAUCCCCGAGCUGGAUUUUGAAAUUCCAGCUUUCAGCCAAAAGGGAGCUCUGACCACUGUAGAAGGACUGAUCAGCCGUGCAAUCUCUGGCCUGGAACAGGACCAGCCCACACGAAGGGCAAUGGAAGGUGCCAUAGCUGAAAGAAUUGAUGAGUUCAUUGGCAAACUGAAGGACCUAAAGCAAAUGGCUUCCCCUUUCACUCUGAUCAUUGAUGAUCCCUCGGGAAACAGCUUUGUAGAAAACCCACAUGCUCCCCAGAAAGAUGACGCCUUGGUGAUCACACACUACAGCCGGACUGCACAGCAAGCUGAGAUGCUGGGGCUCCAAGCAGAAGCACCAGAAGAGACAUCGGAAGAGGAAGACCUUAGAAACGAAGUGCUCCAGUUCAACACAAACUGCCCAGAGUGCAACGCCCCAGCUCAGACCAACAUGAAGCUUGUCCAGAUCCCCCACUUUAAAGAGGUUAUCAUUAUGGCCACCAACUGCGAGAAUUGUGGGCAUCGGACUAACGAGGUGAAGUCUGGAGGAGCGGUAGAGCCCUUGGGUACCAGGAUCACCCUCCACAUCACAGAUCCCUCAGACAUGACCAGAGACCUCCUCAAGUCUGAGACCUGUAGCGUGGAAAUCCCGGAGCUCGAGUUUGAGCUGGGAAUGGCUGUCCUUGGGGGCAAGUUCACCACUCUAGAAGGGCUGCUGAAAGACAUCCGAGAACUGGUAGCCAAGAACCCUUUCACACUGGGCGACAGCUCGAAUCCUGAUCAGUCGGAGAAACUGCAGGAGUUUAGCCAGAAGAUGGACCAGAUCAUCGAGGGCAAGAUGAAGGCCCACUUUAUCAUGAAUGAUCCAGCAGGAAACAGUUACCUGCAGAAUGUGUAUGCCCCUGAAGAUGACCCGGAGAUGAAGGUGGACCGGUACAGGCGCACCUUCGACCAAAAUGAGGAGCUCGGCCUCAAUGACGUGAAGACAGAGGGCUACGAGGAAGGCCUGGCCCCACAGCGGUAGCAGUGGGCCGCUAACAGGCCAGCUCCACUGCCACUCACACCGCAGGGUUAUUUAUUACUGUUGGAAAACGAUGAGCGCCCAUGCCCAUGGUGAGGAGGAAACGGCUUGAGCUGGAAAUCUAAGCCUGUGAAGUGAACAGCUGGCGCAGCUGCUGCAGGCCUACUGUGCUCCUUGACUUUGCUUUGGAUAUUUUAAGUCGGUGUGAGAAGAACCCCAGACACACCAUGUGAUCUGUCAUCACCUUUUGCCUAUGCGCUCUCUGCCCUCCAGGCCUGACCUCUGAACUUUGAGAAAGUGAAACACAAGUUGCAGCUGGUUUUGGGCAUCUGAAGUACUUACUACCUUUCAGCAG
Acomys russatus (golden spiny mouse) is the source of this 2116-nucleotide messenger RNA. RefSeq names its product ZPR1 zinc finger (gene Zpr1). Lineage: Eukaryota; Metazoa; Chordata; Mammalia; Rodentia; Muridae. The transcript has 14 exons. Gene Ontology annotation, molecular function: zinc ion binding; translation initiation factor binding. Gene Ontology annotation, biological process: Cajal body organization; positive regulation of protein import into nucleus; axon development. The coding region runs from base 385 to 1764 and encodes 459 amino acids. Gene Ontology annotation, cellular component: axon; Cajal body; cytoplasm. The record is from RefSeq and is a predicted model, not a curated record.